Molecule: messenger RNA, 462 nt
Organism: Vigna radiata var. radiata (mung bean)
Lineage: Eukaryota; Viridiplantae; Streptophyta; Magnoliopsida; Fabales; Fabaceae
Exons: 6
Coding region: 1-462 (153 amino acids)
Biological process (GO): phosphorelay signal transduction system; cytokinin-activated signaling pathway; phosphorylation
Cellular component (GO): cytoplasm; nucleus
Molecular function (GO): protein histidine kinase binding; histidine phosphotransfer kinase activity
Source: RefSeq, a predicted model, not a curated record
AUGUCUCUAUCAAUUCUCAGAGGACUUCUGCAAGGAUACACCAAAUCCUUACUUCAAGAGGGGGUAGUGAAUGAUCAAUUUAACGAGAUCAUGAUUGGUGAAGCAAAUCAUGUUGUGCAGUUGAUAGAAACAUACAUUGCAGAUGUUGAAAGGAUCUUGUCUGAAAUUUUACGUCAUGAAGAAAAUGAAAAAAUUGAUUUGCAUAAGUUGACACCUCUUGCUCGUGAAAUAGAGGAUAAAAGCACAAGAAUUGGUGCAGAGCUUGUGAAGGUUGCAUGUUAUAAUGUUAUCAAAGCUUGUGAUGAGAACAACCACCAAAAUUUUUCUCGAAGUUUGAUGUUAUUAAAAAAGGAUUUUGGCAGUAGCAAGAAUAAGUUGGCUUCCUUUGCUCAGAUGGAGCAAAGGAUUAUUAGACUUGAGAAAUCUCAAUCACCAGCCUCUACUUCUCAAUCACCAAAGUAG